Molecule: messenger RNA, 1468 nt
Organism: Anguilla rostrata (American eel)
Lineage: Eukaryota; Metazoa; Chordata; Actinopteri; Anguilliformes; Anguillidae
Exons: 9
Coding region: 357-974 (205 amino acids)
Source: RefSeq, a predicted model, not a curated record
CUGGCGGUGCCUUUGAUUGUCUCUGUUUAAAAAAAAAAAAAGUUUAGGAAUGGUACAAUUUUUUCCUAAUAAGCUAUAUAGGACAAAGAGGAUGCUCUUCUGUGAUUUGUUUCAAAAUAUUGACUGGCUAUUUUCAAUUCAUUACCAAUGUCCCAAAAUUAUUGCGAUUUAAGAAAACAACUGAGCAGAUUUUAUAAAAUGCAGCUUUCAUCAUUGAGAUACAAAAUAUUAACUAGCUAAUAGCAUUUAUAUUCACUAUUCAAAUGUGAGAUCGAGGCCAACGUUCUUUAUUGUAGCUGUUGAUAAUUGUCGCGCUUUGAAGUCUUCAGCCCGUUGAUUGUAGUCAAUCAAAGCCAAUGGAUGUGCGGGAGGGCGGAACUUCCUCAAUGUCACGCAGUCCGUGCAUCCAGAAUAGGUACAGUAGGCUACAGAGAGAUAUGGCAAAUAUAGGUUCUGAUAGAACGCGGACAGUUACUAAAGCAUGGAUUGCUUUAAAAAGACUUGACCUUAAUGAUGACAGAAUUACAGCCCUGCGAGAAAUCUCCAUUCAAAGAGAAUCAGCCACAGUUCGACAGACCAUUUGCGGAUCUUUUGGACUGAAUGCUGCUCAUGUGAUUUUGAAGGUCAGGAAUAGUCGUGGCUCCCUAAUUCCAUUAAAUAGCAGUAUACCAGCGAACAGCAAACACGCGCCCUAUGUGCUGGAGGUGGUGAAGAUUUUCCAACAUGUUGUUCCCAGGCCCUGCAUUAAUGACACAACCGUAAUCAAUAAAAGCAUGAAAACACGACUGCAAAGUAUUGUGAGAAGAAUUGAAAGACUGGAGGAACUUGUACCACAAAUCAAGUUAAGACGUCAUGAAAAAGUGAACCAGGAAAUCAAGCUGUUAAGCCAGAAGCUGGUAUUCCUUAAUAAAAGAAUGCAGAUGGCAGAUUCACACUGUUGGAGUGGGAUGUUCGUACGGCCACCGCUGUGGUGAAACUCCACAGUGUAAGCUACUGCAAUAAACAUGGUAAAUCACCUAGCAGUGUGGAAUCGACUACUAAUUUGAGUCUUUUGCUCGUGUUGCCCUUUGUGUUAUGAAAAUACUAAACAUUAGUUUCAUUCAUGACAUUAUUUAGGUGUUAAAUAUUCUAGUAUACUGUAUAUUUGUGUACUUUUCAGACACCUUUUUAAAGUAUUUGACAUGACUGCAGCAGUAUGUUUUCACAAUAAACCGCUUCAAUUACAAAUAGUCAGUGAAGAGUGAAUUAUUAUCAAGUGCACAUUUCAAAAGCAGAAGUAAAAACUGAGACACGAUCCCAAGGCAAAAUAAAAUAUAAUAAUAAUAUAAUAAUAUGGAAGAGCAUGGCACUGACAUUGAAGCCAUAUCUUAACUAGAUGAUCUGCUUAUUGAUCAUGUCACCAGCCAGUAUACCUUUUCAUACUGUCUGUAUAUGGUGGCAGGAGGGCUGGUGAGGGCAUCUAUACUUA